This is a messenger RNA of Rhodamnia argentea, 1670 nucleotides long. Its product is annotated as serine carboxypeptidase-like 1. The coding region runs from base 83 to 1477 and encodes 464 amino acids. NCBI's taxonomy places the organism in Eukaryota, Viridiplantae, Streptophyta, Magnoliopsida, Myrtales, Myrtaceae. The transcript is spliced from 14 exons. Gene Ontology annotation, molecular function: acyltransferase activity, transferring groups other than amino-acyl groups; serine-type carboxypeptidase activity. The record is from RefSeq and is a predicted model, not a curated record. Gene Ontology annotation, biological process: proteolysis; secondary metabolic process.
UCCGCACAGAGGAAGGAGAAAUCUUACAGAUAUUUGCCUAUUCUCUUUCCUCCUCCAUUUCUCUUGGUUGGACGAGCCAAGGAUGUUGCAUCUCCUACUUCCAUUGCUGCUUUUAAUCUCCAAUGUUGUCCCAUCACAAUCGGACAUUGUCGAGAGCCUUCCCGGCUUCCCCGGGGAUCUUCCCUUCAAACUCGAAACAGGAUACGUAGGGGUAGGAGAGUUGGAGGAAGUGCAGCUAUUUUACUACUUCAUCGAGUCCGAGAGGAGCCCCAAGGAUGACCCUUUGUUGCUUUGGCUCACCGGCGGUCCCGGUUGCUCUGCUUUAUCGGGCCUCCUCUUCGAAAUAGGUCCGUUGCGGUUUGAUUAUUCAAAUUCCAGCGGAAAUAGACCGGUAUUGCGGUUAAAUCCCUAUUCUUGGACGAAGAUAGCCAACAUAAUAUUUUUGGACGCACCAGUAGGGACGGGGUUUUCAUAUGCAACGACAUGGACGGCAUCCAACAAGACCGACACUUCCUCGGCAGCACAAACGUACGAGUUCUUAAGAAAGUGGCUUAUGUCUCACCCCAAAUUCCUCAUAAAUCCGCUUUACAUCUCUGGUGAUUCUUAUUCUGGUGUGAUCGUUCCCAUCAUCGUUAAAGAAGUAUACGAUGGAAAUGAAGCUGGACGUGAGCCGCCAAUGAAUCUCAAAGGCUAUGUGCUAGGCAAUCCGGUUACUUGUGAAGUAAAGGACAUCAGUCAAAGAAUUCCAUACGGUCACAAGACGGCUCUCAUAUCAGAUGAACUUUACGAGUCAACGAAAACGGAUUGCAAUGGAGAUUACGUGAAUGUAGAUCCCACCAACGGAGCUUGUCUAGCUGACCUUGAAAUGGUAUCCAUAUGCCUUGAGAAGAUAUAUUUGGGUCAAAUAUUGGAACCCAAGUGUAGUAUCAUAACUCCUAACCACACGAGGUUAGAAUGGAGCAGAAGCAUACUGGAAGAGAAUAUCAUUGACGUCGUUUCGAUGCCUCAACAAUCAAGGCCAUGGUGUCGGAGCUACAACUAUCUCUAUUCUUAUAUUUGGGCCAAUGAUAGGAACGUCCGAGAAGCCCUGAACGUCCGAGAGGGCACGAAGCCAGAGUGGGAUAGAUGCAACUACAGUCUAGCUUACACAAAGGACGUUCUUAAUAGUGUAGUUUAUCAUAAAUACCUCUCUAAGACAUCCCUUCGUGCCCUAAUUUACAGUGGUGAUCAUGACUUGGCUCUUCCGUACGUGGGUACGCUGGAAUGGAUAAGAUCACUUAAUUUGACUUUACUUGGUCCGUGGUCGCCUUGGUUUGUCGAUGGUCAAGUGGCCGGAUACUCCAUACUAUAUUCGGAGAAUAGUAAGUACGAUUUGACAUUUACAACAAUCAAGGGAGGGGGUCACACAGCUCCGGAGUAUAAACCCAAAGAAUGUUUUGCAAUGAUUGACAGAUGGUUUGAUUAUUACCCGCUCUAGCUAAUUUCAAUUGUGGGUUGGGUUGGUAGAACCAAUCCACAUUUGGCUCUACUGAGUGAGUCAUCAGAAUAAAAAUGAGGGCCAUAAUAAUCCUUGGAAUAGCUAUUUGAAUUUCCAAUAUUCCAUCUGAAAAAGUUUGACAGUAAAGCUAUUACAUCAACAGAGUUUUUGUUUCAUCCAUUUUUUAAGGUAA